Molecule: messenger RNA, 981 nt
Organism: Trichomonas vaginalis G3
Lineage: Eukaryota; Parabasalia; Trichomonadida; Trichomonadidae
Exons: 1
Coding region: 1-981 (326 amino acids)
Source: RefSeq, a predicted model, not a curated record
AUGAGUAGACGCCAUUGUGGCCUUAUUUUCCCUCCUGGAACAUUUCAAGCACCUAAAUUCUAUUGGCGUGGUGGUGAUGAGUUUAAGGAGCAAGAAAUGCUUCAAGCAGAAUAUAAACAAGCGAAAUUAGAACAUUCAACAGUUAAAAGAGAACUUGAAGACCUUGAAACUAAGUACAAUCAAGCUAAAACUGACUUAGCAUAUAAAGAUGAUCAAGCCGUUUCUUUGGCUUCUGCACUAGGAGGUUCUUCUUCAAGUACCGGAGAAAAUACAAAAUUAAAUAAAGAAAUUCAACAGCUAACACAAGAACUAAAUGAAAUAGAACAAAAGAUUUCAGUCGCACUGCAAAGAUCUCAGUCUGUUUACAUGGCACAACUUGAAAAAGAAAAAUCUCAAAUAUACGUCAACGUCGAACAACAAUCGCAUGAUACAGAUACAACAACCCGCGACAUCCAGAAACUUAGUAAAGAGUACUUUGACUUAAUUACAAGCGAUAAUUGGUUGAAUUCUUACGAAAUAAUUUCUGAUCACCAAAUAAAAGCAAAGGAACGAUCAAAAGUAAGACAAGAAGUUAACAAACUCUUUGAAAAUCAGAACUAUGGGCAAGAAAUUAAAAACGAAGGAACAGUUCGUGUUAGAACAACAUCUAAUCAGCAUCUUGAUCAAUUAUCAAAGCUUAUUGAUCAAAGAGAUACUUUACAGAAUCAGUUAUAUCACGCAAAUCAUAGCAGAUACAUGACACAAACAACAAGGAACAUUUUAGUUAAUUCUAAACUUGAAAUACUCAAUAAUCUUAAUGCAGCACUAGAGGAAUUAGGCCUCGAGACAAAUGACGUCAAUGCUUUGAAAGAAAAGUAUCUACCGGAAGCUCAAUCUCCUUCUUCGCCAACAGCAAAGCGUCCAUCAUCACACGCUUCAUAUAGAUCUUCUAAUAAUCCGAAGACAAUUAGAAGACCAGUUUCCAAUACUGGAAGAUAUUGA